Eurytemora carolleeae is the source of this 2079-nucleotide messenger RNA. Its product is annotated as zinc finger protein 629. The record is from RefSeq and is a predicted model, not a curated record. Gene Ontology annotation, cellular component: nucleus. The transcript has 7 exons. The coding region runs from base 64 to 2010 and encodes 648 amino acids. Lineage: Eukaryota; Metazoa; Arthropoda; Copepoda; Calanoida; Temoridae. Gene Ontology annotation, molecular function: DNA-binding transcription factor activity, RNA polymerase II-specific; RNA polymerase II cis-regulatory region sequence-specific DNA binding; protein binding. Gene Ontology annotation, biological process: regulation of transcription by RNA polymerase II.
GUUGAGAAAUGAAGGUUUAAGAAAAGUUAGAGAUCUACAGCUAUUAAAAGAAAGAGAGGAAGAAUGUCAAUGCUCCGGGUACACUCUAAGGAUCUACAUGAACAUGUUGUAUCCGAGGCAGGAGAGUGUCUUGAGUCUGGUCUCUACACGGACCUUAUUAUACGCUGUAAGGACAGAAAAACUGUGCACGCACAUAAACUUGUCCUGGCCGCUGUUAGUCCCUAUAUCCGGUCCUUGAUGGAUCUCGGAGACGAGGUUGUGUUCCUCGAACUGCCGGAGUACACCAAGGAUGAGAUUGAAUCCUUAAUCUCUAUUAUCUACAAUGGAAGCAUAGAUGCUAGUGUGGAGGAGAUUAGAGAUAUGUUAACUCUAGCGCAUAGUUUAUAUAUUCCGGUACCUGUCUCCGACCAGUUGAAUAGUAUGCUAGGAUUAAACCUUACUCCUCAUCCUACUCUGAUUCAACCCAACCUACCGUCAUCCCACAACAUGCUCAUGAAGAGUAUGUCUGAAAUGGCGGUCCUGUGUCCCCCUGGUUUGCCCGGUCCUGCUCCAGGUUUACCCGGAAUACCAGGGAUGAAUGCCCAGGCCCUGUCUUUACUUCAGCAGCAAAUUUUUAACCAGUACGCUUUGUUUAGCAGCCUUCCAGACCCUCCCAAACAGAAUAUAAAGACGACAUUUCCUGCAAUGUCGCCUUCCUUACAUCCAGCGUUAAUGUCUCCGAAUCAGAAUCAAGAUAGAGAAAAUUUAAACAAUCAGUUAAACCAGAUAAUCAGCUCAUCAUUUCAGAGUGAUACUGGAAGUUAUGUUUGUAACAUUUGUGACUCCAUCUACACUAAUAAAGGAAACUUUAAGCAGCAUAUAGAGAAACAUAUCAAGAACGGAGAAAUACCAGGGGAUUCUUCUCAGACAGGGUUAGAUUGUUCCGGAACCCUUUAUCACUGUAGUAUCUGCAAUAGUAGUUACAACCACCCUGGGAACUAUAAACAGCAUAUGCUCAAGCAUGAGCGUGAACAGAGGGGUCGGACGGAGAGAAACCCGGAGUCUAAUCAUCUCAACUCCGUCCUACAAUCUGCCUUCGCGGAUCGAGUGGAUAAUGGUGAUCCCGGUAAAAUCUAUGUGUGCCAUGAUUGCAACCGAACCUUUAAACACCCCGGUAACUUUAAACAGCACAUGGCGAGCCAUAACCGUCCACAGAUCACUUCCCCCAACCUCUCCAGUUUUCUCAAGCGUCCCAUGCCGGGCCUGGUGAAGAUGGUGAACGGAGAGACGAACGGGAACGGAAAGGAGGAGUGGGACUGCCCGGAGUGUAGAGAACGGUUUGAUAAAGAUGUAGAUCUCCAGGUUCAUAUGAAGACUGAGCAUGAUAUUGAAAUGGUGAUCCCCCCGGGACAGAUAAAAAGAGAAGAAGAGUUUAAGGAAGAAGAAGAGAUUGAAGAGAAACAUAAUUCUUCUUUCGGAGACGAGGAAGCGAUGAAAGCUUUGGCAAUAGCUGCUGGAGAGGCUAGGCUUGCAAACUUCCAUUGCGAUAUUCCGGGCUGCUACCAAUCCUUCACAACCGAAGGUUGGCUGCUCCGCCACCGGCAGAAGCAGCACGCCGACCUAAUGCUACCUGAACCUGGACCUAGAACCUUUACAUGUUUACAGUGUGGAAAACAGUUUAAUAAACCCAGUAAACUGACACAACACAUGAAAACCCACAGUCCUGAAUCCCAUUACAAGUAUCCCUGUGAUAUCUGUGGAAAGAAGUUCACACGUCCUCAACAUGUAAACAGGCAUAAACUCCUGCAUACAGGAGAGCGGCCCCACUCAUGUAACACUUGUGAUAAAACCUUCGCAAGAGAAGAUAAGUUAAAAAUGCAUGUGAAGACUGGUUGCUCCGGGAAUGAUCUCGAUAUGUCCCUGGAGAGUAGGGAUAGCGGGGGACAGGGAGAGAGAAUGGUGAUAGGGGAGCUAGAGGAGGAUAGUAUAGUGGAUAUAUCAAGUAAUGUUCAAGUCGGGGUCAUCUGUUAAAUAUCUUUUAUUAUUUGUUUUGUUAAGUUAUACCUCUCUAGUUAACAAUAUACAGUGAUAAUAAUUUAA